AUGGCGGCAGAAAGAGCUGAUUCAUCAGUCUUAGAGAAGGGAGAUAAAAGUCAAUUUUACAACAUCACCAUUCACAAAAAUGAAAUUACAGCCAUUCAUGACCUUCAGCAAAAUUUAAAUGUCAUCAGAAUCUAUCUAACAGAUGAUAAAAUAAAGGAGGCUUUGGAUAAUACUAAUCCUAUUGAUGAAGUGGUGAAUUUUAAGGAUUUUAUCAGAGCAUUGAACAACAGUGAUGAAUUUAUCGAGUGCCAAAAAAUAGAAGAUGCAUCUAACAUUGUUAAUAGUGUCUUUGAUGGGAAAGUUGAAGUUAAAGACCUUUUAUCUCCCUUGGAGAGCGUGGAGAAACUUUUAAGUAAAGAAAAACCUGAGGCGUUACUGAACUGUGCAACAGACAAAAAUAAAAAGAUUGUAAAAGAUAUAAUUGGUGUUUUCACUAAUUCACCGAAACCAUCAACACCAUUCAACAAUUUAUUUAAAGAGAUUACAACUCUUGAUAAGAUCAGAAAUGAUAAGAUGCCUGCAAAUGAACUGAGCUUCCAACUCUUGAGUGCAGGAAUUCCAUUAAGCAACAAGACAUUCCAGGAGAUUCUGGGUCAAGCAUCUAUUGAUGAAAAUAGUGAAGUAAGUCUCAAACAAAUUUUGGAGGCUUUGAACACAAAUAAGCCAGCUCCUGAAUUUCAAGAUUUAUCUACUGCCCUCCAGACUGUUAACCUGAUGGACUGCAACAAAAUUCAAAUUAACAACUUGCAAGAUGCUUUUGAUGACCUCAAUAUUUCUGUAAAGCCGGAAGAAUACCAGAUGUUAGAGAAAACGCUUGAUGUUGAUGAAAAGGGAGAUGUUUCCCUAAAGACUGCCCUUUUAGCACUGAAGAGCAAUAAGCGUUUGCAAGAUUUUAGAGAGGUUAAUGAACUUGCAAAUGCCUUAAACAAAGUCACCAGUGAAAAAGUUGAUGUUGAUGAAGUAAAAUCUAUACUGAAAGGCCUGGGGAUUUAUUUCCCAGAGGAAGAAUUACAGGAGGUGCUUAUAUCCAUUCCUCUUGAUAACGAGGGGAAAGUGGACUUAAAAGAUUGUCUGACUCAGUUAAUGAAAAUGCCAUAUUUUACAAAAGUUUCAAAAGAAGAAGGCCCCCUGAGAGCUCUGGCUGCCAUUAGGAAGAAUGUGGUCACUCCUGAGGACCUAGGCUCCAUUAUGAAAUAUAUAGGUGUUCCGUUGCCUGAAGAUGUGUUCCAAAGAUCGCUGCAGAGUGUGACUCUCACGGAGGACGAGAAAGUGAAUCUAGGAGAGUUUGUGGGCAAUUUAAUCAAUUCAGGAUUUUCACCUCUACCUGAAAGAAGUAGGGUUGAUGAUAGCAACCUAGGCACUUUUCCAGGAAACAUGAGGAUGGAGAUGUCAGCUGAUAAAAAAGUGAACAAGAAGAAUGGGAUAAAAGAUAGGAGGUCAUCUACUGCUAAAGGGAAGACUGAUCUGAAAACACUGAUAGAUACAGUACAAGAUAUUACAGGAGGAGAAGUUGACUUCAGUGAGCUGGAUAAUGUCCUGCAAAAAAUGGGGAUAGAUCCCUCACCUAAAGAACACUUGGAGCUAAAUAAGUCACUUCCAGUUAAUGCUAGUAGAAAUGUAUAUAAAAAUAGGUUGCUGACUUGUCCAGAAGAUAUAAUAGGGUUGCAGGUUGAUGACCAUGACCUUGACUCUAUUCUUGAAAACAUGGCAAUCAGACUUACAGCUGAGGAACUUAAUGAUCUUACUCCAACUCUACCAGUUGAUGCUAAUGGGAAGUUUGGUGUCAGUAUCUUAACAGAUGGAAUGGAUGGAGUAAAAGCUAUUAGAGGAAAGGUUGAUGUUAAUGACUUGAAAAAAGUUCCAGGAAACACGGGGAGAGAACUCAAAGAUAAGAAACAUGGGGAGUUGGUGAACAAUCUGCCAAUCAAUGGAGAGAUUAUUGAUGUCAAUAAAGCAGAUGCUCCUUUGCAAAAUAUGGGGAUGAGCCUUUCAGAAAAGGAAAUAAAUGAUCUGAAACAAGAUCUACCAGUUGAUGUUCAUGGGAAGGUUGAAAUGAAAAAGCAUAUGGAUGGAAUAAAACUUUUUACAGGAAAAAAGGUUCAUGUCAGUGACCUGGAGAAAGUUCUGGGAAGCAUGCGGAUCGAGCUCACAGAUGAGGAACUUAAAAAACUACGGGAAACUCUGCCAAUUGAUGCUGCUGGAAACGUAUUUCAGAGCAGAAUGUUGGAUAAUGUGAAAUCCUUUAAAGGAGGAAAGGUUAAGGUGAAUAACCUGGACACUGUCCUGGAAAACCUGGGAAUCAAGCUCACACAAAAGGAACUUGAAGGUGUAACAGAAAAUCUGCCACUUACUGCUAAUGGGAAGGUUGAGCUCAGCACAUUGAUGGAUGCAGUGACCAAUGUUACAGGAGGAGAAGUUAAUGUCAGCGAUAUUGAAAGUAUUCUGGAAAAAACUGGGAUAGAGCUCACAGAGAAGGAGUGCUUGGAACUAAAGAAGUAUCUGCCAGUUGAUGCUGUUGGAAAGGUGUACCAAAAUAGGUUGAAGGAUGGUGUGAAAACCCUUAAAGGAAAAAAGAUUGAUGCCAAUGAUCUGCUAGAAGUUCUGGGAAACAUGGGGAUCGAGCUCACUGAGAAAGACUUUGUGAAGCUGAAACAAACUGUACCAAUUGACGCUGCUGGAAAGGUGUAUCAGAACAGAUUGCUGGAUGGUGUGAAGUCUAUAAAAGGAGGAAUGGUUAAAGUCAAUAACCUAGACAAUGUUCUAGAAAACCUGGGAAUUGAACUCACAGAAAAGGAACGUGAAGGUCUGACAGAAUAUUUGCCACCUGAUGCUAAUGGGAAGAUUGGUCUCAAAAAAUUAAUGGAAGCAGUGGAAACUAUUACAGGAGGAGAGGUUGAUGUCAGUGAUGUGGGAAAUGUCCUGGAAAACAUAGGAAUAACUGUCACAGAUAAGGAAUGUGGAGAGCUGGUAAAAAAUCUGCCAGUUAAUGCUAAUGGGAAAGUCUACAAGAAUAGGUUGCUGGAUGGUUUGAAGUCUCUUAAUGGAGGGAUUGUUAAUGUCAAUAAACUUGAUUCGGUUUUGAAAACCAUGGGAUGGAAACUCACAGAAGACGAAAUUAAGGAUCUCAAAUGCAACCUGCCCACUGAUGUAUAUGGAAGAGUUGCAAUGAAAAAGUUGUUUGAUGGAUUAAAAGCUUCUACAGGAAAAAAGAUGAAUGCGCAACAUGUACCAGAUUUUGUGAGCAAUUUGGGUGUUGAGCUAACAGAUAAAGAACAAAAGAGGCUGCUGAAGAAGCUUCCAGUUGAUGCUUCCGGGAAGAUCUAUCAAAAUAUGUUGUUGGAUAAUCUGAAGUCUUCCAAAGGAGAAAAGUCUGAUCUCAACGGUAUGAAAACUGUUCUGGAAAACGUGGGGAUAGAGCUCAAAGAUAAAGAAUGCUUGGACAUGAUGAAACAUCUUUCUAAGGAUGGGAAGGUCAAUGUCAACGACUUGAAUGCUAUACUGGAUAAUAUGGGAAUCAAGAUCUCAGAUAAGGAACUUAAGGUUCUGACUAGAAAUCUCCCUGCUGAUGGUGAGAAGAUUGAUUCUAGUGAUCUGAAAAAUUUCCUGGAAAGCCUGGGGAUUGAGCUCACAGAUAAGGAAAAAGAGAAGCUGCUGAAAACACUGCCAGUUAAUGCUGCUGGAAAGGUAUAUCAAAAUGGGUUGCUGAAGGGUAUGAAAUCUCUCAAAGGGGGGAAGGUUCGUGCAAAUGACCUGGACAACACUCUAAAAAAACUGGGAAUUGAGCUCACAGAAGAGGAACUUGCAAAGCUGUCAGAAAACCUACAAAUUGAUGCUAAUGGGAUGGCUGGUCUGAAAGAGGUAAUGGAUGGAGUAAAAGCUACUACAGGAGGGGAGGUUGAUGCCAAAGACGUGAAAACUAUUCUGAAAAACAUGGGAAUAGAGUUCACAGAUAAGGAAUGUUUGAAGCUGAUGAAAAAUCUGCCUUUCAAUGAUGAUAACAAGGUCUUUAAGAACAGAUUGCUAGAAGGUGUGAAGUCUCUUAAAGGUGGGAAGGUCAAUAUCGACAACCUGGACACCAUUCUGAACAACCUGGGGAUCAAGCUUGCAGAUACGGAACUUAAAGAUCUGGCUGAAAACAUGCAUGUUGGUGUUGAUGAGAAAAUUCCUCUAGAAACACUGAUGGAAAACAUCACAGAUUUUACAGGUGAGAAGAUUGAGUCAAGUGAUCUAAAAAAUGUUCUGAGAAAUCUCGGAAUUGAGGUUACAGAUAAGGAACUAGAGAAGAUGCUGAAAAUACUGCCAAUUGAUGCUAAUGGAAAGUUAUAUCGUAAUAGAUUACUGAAGGCUAUGAAGUCUCUCAAUGAUGGGAAGAUGAAAAAGAAUAAACUCCAUACUAAUUUGGAAAAUAUGGGAAUGAGACUCACAGAAGAGGAAUUUGCUGAAUUGUCAGGACAACUACAAGUUGAUGCGAAUGGGAAUGUUGAUCUGCCUAACUUGAUGGAAGCAGUGAAAGCUAUUACAGGGAAGGUUGACAUCAAGAACCUGGAAACCGUUCUAGGCAACAUGGGAAUCAAGCUCACUGACAAGGAACUUGAAGAUCUGAAACAAAACCUGCCUGUCAGUGUUGAUAAUAAAGUUGCUCUGAAAACUUUGAAGGAUGAAGUGAAAGCUUUUACAGGAGAAAAGAUUGAUUCCAGUGACCUACAAAAUAUUCUGAAAGACAUGGGGAUUGAGCUUACAGAUAUGGAGCACAAGCAUCUACUGAAAACACUGCCCAUUGAUGCUCAUGAAAAGGUGUUUCAAAACAGGUUGCUGAAGGAUGUGAGAUAUAAUAAAAGAGGGAAGGUUGAUGUAAAUAACCUGGAUCCUGUUUUAGAAGCCAUGGAGGUCAAGCUUACAGAACAGGAACUCAGUCUGAUAAAGGAUCUUCUGAGUGGCUAUAAGAAAGUUGAUCUGAAAAACCUGAUGGAUAAGGUAGAAGCUGUUACAGGGGAGGAAGUUGAUAUCAACGACUUGGGAACAGUUCUAAGAAACAUGGGAAUAGAACUCACAGAUAAAGAACUCUCACAACUGGUGAAAAAUCUGCCAGUUGAUAAUGGAAAGGUCUACCAGAGAAGGUUGCUGGAUGGUAUAAAGUUUCUUAAAGGAGGGAAGAUUGACUCCAGUAAAGUGGAUGCAGUUUUGGGAAACAUGGGCAUGGACCUCACUGAAAAGGAGCUUAAAGACAUAACACAAAACCUGCAGGUUGAUGUUAAAGGUAAAGCUGAUCUAGAAAAGCUGAUGAAUGAAGUAAAAUCUUUUUCGGGAGGUAAAGUUGAUGCUAAUAAACUUGAAAGUAUUUUGGAAAACUUGGGGAUUGAGCUCACACCUAAUGAACGUUUGAAUUUAGUGAAGACACUGCCACUUAAUGCUGAUGGAAAAGUGUAUCAAAAAAGGUUGAUGAAGGGCAUAAAGUCUCUCAAACAAGGCAAUGUUGAUGUCAACAAGCUGGACACUCUUUUAGAAAACAUGGGAAUCAGCAUCAAAGAAAAAGAAUUCAUGGAUCUGAUAGAAAGACUGCCAGAUGCUGAUAAAGGGAAGAUCAAACUAAAUACAUUGAUGGAAGAAUUGAGUACUGCUUUAGGAGAGCAGAUAGAUGUCAGUGAUGUAUAUGAUGCUCUGAAAGACAUGAAAAUUGAGGUCACAGACAAAGAAUACUUUAAUUUAGUAAAAACUCUACCACUUGAUGCUGAAGGAAAGGUGUAUCAAAAAAGGUUGCUGGAUGGUGUGAAGACUCUUAAAAGAGGAAAGGUUGAUAUGAAUAACCUGGACACAUUUCUGGAAAAUAUGGGGAUUAAGCUCUCACAUAAAGAACUUGAAGAUUUUUCACAAAACCUACCAGUUGAUGUUGAUGGGAAGGUUGAUCUGGAAAAUGUGACACUGAAAAUGAAAGAUUUUACAGGAGAAAAGAUUGAUGCCACUAAUCUGAAAAAUAUUCUUGGAGACAUGGGGAUAGAAGUCAAUGAUAAGGAAUGUCUUGAUCUACAAAAAUCACUACCAAUUGAUGAUGAUCAGAAAGUUUUUCGGAAUAGAUUGCUAUCAACUUUGAAGUCUUUCAAAGGAGGAAAGAUUGAUGUCAAUAACCUGAACACAGUUCUGGGGAACAUGGGGAUCAAGCUCAAAAAUAAGGAACUUAAAAGUGUGAUACAAAAUCAACCUAUGGAUGCUGAUGGAAAUGUUUCUCUGCAAAAAGUGAUGAGUGACGUGACAGCAGUUACAGGAGAAAAAGUUAAUGUCAAAGAUCUGAAAAAUAUUUUGAAAGACAUUGGGAUAGAAUUCACACCUAAAGAAUACCUGGAACUGGUAAAAAAUCUUCAAGUUGAUAGUAAGCAUUUCAAAUACUAUUAG
This is a messenger RNA of Mirounga angustirostris (Northern elephant seal), 6387 nucleotides long. RefSeq lists its product as uncharacterized. The transcript has 76 exons. The record is from RefSeq and is a predicted model, not a curated record. The coding region runs from base 1 to 6387 and encodes 2128 amino acids. NCBI's taxonomy places the organism in Eukaryota, Metazoa, Chordata, Mammalia, Carnivora, Phocidae.